CCCCAUUUCUUCCUGGCCGUGACAUGCACGCCUUCACAUAGACGACGACCCAUCUCCUCUCCUCUCUUCUUCUCCACACCACCAGACCCCAGCUAUAAAGCAGUACGCACCUCAGUCCGAGGCAUAUGCGUAUCGAGGGAUCGACUCUAUGGUGUUAAGGGCUUGCGCAAUGGAGGGUGCGGCUGCGGCUGCGGCGGGCACUUUCGGCGGCGUGCCGUUCUUCGAGUGGCUGAAACCGAGGCCCUCGUCACCGCCUCCGUCGCCGUUGUCCUCCUCGUCGACGUCGUCCUCGUCCCUCUCAGCGCCGUCGACCGACCGAUCAGUCGGUGAAGGCCGUGAGCGCGAUACCAUGCUGUGCUUGCCGCUUCUUGGUAAGCUCGAGGGGAGGGCGACGACUCCUGAUCGUGGCCGGAACCCUGUCGAAGACGAGCUGAGCAAUAUUUCCACCACCGGCACGCAAGAAGAGGCCGCCGGUGUUGAUCUGAACAUAGGCUUGCCGGAAAGCGGCGGCUAUAGUUCUGAAGAGGCGCCCAUGGAUGAGGAAGAUGAUGAAGAUGAUGAAGAGGAGGAUUAUUUGGAGGGAGAGGAGGAGAAGCCAAGGCAGCAUGAGAAGUGCAAGGCGCAAGCAGGAGAGCAAUUCCAGAGUGAGAUGGUGGAGUCCAUGGAGGGAUCAGACAGCAUACCUGUGACCGGUGAGGAGAACAUAAUCAAAGGCGUCAUCGGCAGCCGCGGCCGGCGGUACUGGAUCCCGACGCCGGCGCAGAUACUCAUCGGCCCGGUGCAGUUCAUCUGCCAUGUUUGCAGCAAGACAUUCAACAGAUACAACAACAUGCAGAUGCACAUGUGGGGCCACGGGCGCGAGUACCGGAAGGGCCCGGGGUCGCUCAAGGGCACGCAGGCGGCGACGCUGGCGCUGCUGAAGCUGCCGUGCUACUGCUGCGCGCCCGGGUGCCGCAGCAACGUGGCGCACCCGCGCGCGCGGCCGCUCAAGGACUUCCGCACGCUGCAGACGCACUACAAGCGCAAGCACGGCGCCAAGCACUUCGGUUGCCGCCGCUGCGGCAAGCCCUUCGCCGUCAAGGGCGACUGGCGCACGCACGAGAAGAACUGCGGCAAGCGCUGGUUCUGCACCUGCGGCUCCGACUUCAAGCACAAGCGCUCCCUCAACGACCACGUCCGGUCCUUCGGCGGCGGCCACUACCCCGUCGCCCCCCACCAUGCGCCGGCCGCCGUGCCGCCGCAGCCCAAGCAGCGCAUCAUACGCUUCGACCAGGCACCAUGGAAUGGAACCCAUGCGUGACACGUUUAACACGUACGUACAUACAGAGUUACAUUGAUUGCACAGGAUGCAUGCGUACUACAUGGAGGCGUACGCACAUACUCGUAGACAAUAAGAUCUUGGAGAGAUUGCCUCGGAGGCUGUGAAGUAGAUGAAUUUUCUUCCGAAGGAGACGAGCUGCAGAGACUGCUAUGGUUAAGCUAUUGUCUCCAGCGCAAUUUGCAAAGGGAGAAAAUUUCUCAGCUUCACAAGCUAAUAUAAAUUUUGGCAGCCAUAUGUCAAAAUAUCAUGCAUGACUUAAUUUUAUGAAAUUAAGUGCACGUGCUAAUUUGUUGUUAACAUCCGAUGGAUCGAUCAUUGCAUGGUGUAACUCAUUUGCAAAUUAUCAUGUAUUUAUCUUUAUUUUACAUGGAACGUAUAUUACUCAUGCAGCUUAAUUUAUCAUCCAUUUCUUCCACGUGGUUAUCU
Phragmites australis (common reed) is the source of this 1747-nucleotide messenger RNA. RefSeq names its product protein TRANSPARENT TESTA 1-like. The transcript is spliced from 2 exons. Gene Ontology annotation, biological process: regulation of gene expression; anatomical structure development. Gene Ontology annotation, cellular component: nucleus. Bases 149 to 1300 code for a protein of 383 amino acids. NCBI's taxonomy places the organism in Eukaryota, Viridiplantae, Streptophyta, Magnoliopsida, Poales, Poaceae. Gene Ontology annotation, molecular function: DNA-binding transcription factor activity. The record is from RefSeq and is a predicted model, not a curated record.